Messenger RNA from Saccoglossus kowalevskii, 1058 nucleotides. RefSeq lists its product as uncharacterized. NCBI's taxonomy places the organism in Eukaryota, Metazoa, Hemichordata, Enteropneusta, Harrimaniidae. The record is from RefSeq and is a predicted model, not a curated record.
AUACAACCAGUCUUAAUGAUACAAACACCACGGGGGUUCCUUCCUAUGGAACUGCACCAACACUCACCUCGCAAACACCUAUUUCAACUGGUACAGCACCGACACUCACCUCGCAAAUGAUGGAAACACCUGUUUCGACUGGCACUGCUCCGACACUCACCUCGCAACUGACGCAAACACCUAUUUCGACUGUACAGCCAGUGCUAAUGAACGUAGCCUUUAACAAGACAGCGAUGUUAAGUACCAUUUGGUCACCUUCCUACCCAGCAUCCAAUGCAGUGGAUGGUAAUACUAACACAAACUGGUAUCAGGGUAAAAGUUGUACUUCCACACGCAAGGAAACUGGUGCCUGGUGGAAAGUUGAUCUUGGUGCCAAUUACCUUGUAUUUAAUGUAAUUCUUACUAAUCGCCAAGGUUGUUGUGAAACGCGUAUUUUGAACAGCGAGGUUAGAAUUGGUUUAUCGGAUUUCAUAUCUAAUAAUACCCGCUGCGGUGAAUUAGUUACACUAGAACAAACCAGUCAGUCAGACAUCGUAUUUGAAUGUGACAGUCCGAUUGUUGGACGUUACGCCAGUCUGCAGCUUGUGGACAGAACUGAUCUUCUUAACCUUUGUGAAAUGCAAGUGAUGGCAAUAGAAAAUAUUGCUGUAAAUGGAAUUGCCAGCCAGAGUACUACUGCUUCUGGAGGACUGCCAGUUCGUGCAAUAGAUGGAAAUGAUUCUUCGAUGUAUGGUCAAGAGAGUUGCAUGCACACGAUAAAGCAACUAAACAGUUGGUGGAAAGUAGAUUUGGAAUCAACUUACGAUAUUUUUAAAGUGGUUAUAACGAAUCGUGGAGAUUGUUGCGAAGAUAGAAUUGAUGGUGCUGUAGUUUUGAUUGGGGACGAUCCUCAUAUAAGCCAAAAUCACCAAUGUGGUGUUCAAAUAGACUGGAAUUCCAACACAUAUGAAGAAAGAAUUCCCUUUGAUUGUCAGCUGAGUGGUCGUUAUGUUGGUGUACAACUAAAAGACCAUAACAAUUGGUUAACUUUAUGUGAAGUAGAAGUUUAUGGCUCUUAA